CAGUGCGAGACGUUAUUUCUACAAUUCUUUCUCUUUUUCUCGCUUUCAUUCGUUUAACCUUUCAUUCAAUCUCAUAUCUUUCAUUGGUUCAUUCACUGUAAAAAGUGCACAAGGCAUGUCAUUACUCUAAAGCAGUUGUUAUACUUGAUCUGACUCAAAACAUUCAAUUUUCUGUCUAGCCAUCAAUGUAACGUAAAAAUAUUGGUUGAUUCAAAUUAAAAGUAAGUCUUGUUAGUGUAACGUAAAUAAAUGUCUUUAAAUCAAAUUAAAAAUAUUGCGUUCCCAUUAUCACGUCACGUCUGACGUCAUCCGUAGUUGAGCGUGAGGACGUUCAUCUUUCCGCCAUCUUGUCAUACCGCAUGGAUGAACACGGCGUGGAGAAACGGGAAUCUAUAAAAUCGGAUGUCAUCUGUAUCAGUGCAGCUCUCUUACACCAAGAUUGGAAGUUUCGCAUGUUUCUAAUCUUCCCAUUGAUGUUCUGAAUGAAGACAUAUCACAGACUGUAAAACAGAAACACCCAAACCUGGAUGUUGUGUGCUUGGCCAAGGAAGUAACAUUUAAAGGCUUCAGCUACAGAAAAAGUAUGGUCAUUGCUCAUGGCGAAUGUUCAGGGCUUCCAGAGUUUGGCGAAAUUUUGAAAAUUAUUGUGUUGCAGGACAAACCACUGUUCAUUGUCAGGAGACUAGAUGCAUGGUAUACUGAACAUUACAGAGCCUAUUUCUUGGUCCAGUCAUCUGACAAGAAAAUUGAACUUUUAGAGCACCAUGAUCUUACAGACCCAUAUCCACUGGUUCAGUACACAAUUGGGGGGAGACGCAUGGUGGCUCUGAAGAGAUAUAUACAUGUGUAAGAAUCUGUUAAGGAUGUCAGGAAGAAGAUCUGCCAAGCUUUUGGUGAUUGUGAGUGAAGAUGAUUCAAGAAAGUUGCUUCUGCCAGAUGGGAUUCCCGAAUCAGUGGAUGAGCUCGUUGAAAAAGUGAGGGAAGCUUGUGGAUUAAAGGGUAAAUUCAGACUACAGUAUCAGGACAAAGAUUUUGGGGAUGUAUUUGUAAAUUUGACAAACACUGGAGAACUUCAGAGUCUUUGCACUCUAAAGAUAAUCCCUUUGCCAGACGAAGAAUCAUUCACUGUUCAAACAAAUGAUGGGACCCAGUCUAACGAUGAUACUCUGUCCUCCUUUGGCUCUGGCGACACUGAUGAUACUAUCAUCCUCUCACCCCCUGGCUCGGAAACAGUUUCUACAAGAAAUCAACAGUGGCCAAAGGAAUUUAAUAUUCCACGCUUUUCUUAUGACACUGAACUCCAAUUAGAGAGAGGAAAUUCUCUUUUUAAGGCUAACGGAACAAGGCUGACUGUCGCUCCAAAGAUGAAGUCUGAUAUUCUGGAGAAGAUAUGUGAUGAGAUCUACAAGUAUAAAUCUUAUCCCAGCAGUGCAAACUUCUGCGAAGUUUCAGAGGCACUUAUCAAGAAACACCCUUGCUUGGCAGAAAAAGGAUCCUUCAAUGGUUGCUACGGGUGGACACAGAGAUUUAAAAUGAAGAUGGGAAACCUACGCACACAGUUGAAAGGUCUUGGAUGCCCUGAGUUUUUGGCAAAUUCCCUGAAAACCAAAGCCUCGGAUAAUGCUUUUCCAGCAAAAAAUGUUAAACGACCUAAACGUGGCGAGGCCAAUCAUAUCCCAUCCGUACCUGCUGGAGUGUCAUCAGAAAACCUUGAAACUGAGCGCCUGGCACUUUUAAAGGAAGUGAAGAAAAGAAACAACGCAUGCACAAUCAGAGAAAAAAUGACAAAGACGUUUGCCUUACGCAGACGAGAAGUUGUGGAAAACCAACCUAGUGUUCAGGAACUGCAAGAAAGGUGGCCAGCUCUGUUUCAACAAGAGGAGAUUAAUGCUGAAUUUUUGCGCAUCACGACUUUACCUUUACAAUCGAGAUUUUUGGCUUCUUUGGACAGACAGAGCUCUCAGCUUCUCCAGGUUAUUAGAAGCAAAGGUGGAGUCCUCCGUGAAAAAACUAAAGACACUAUUAAAGUUAUGGAUCAGAGUCUGGACAUAGACAUCAGAAGAGAGUGCCUGCUGAAGUGCCUCAUCAUGUACCUUGGUGAAGAUGCAAGCUGUCUGAUCAAAGAAUACCAGGCUGACCAGAGGGAGGAAGCGGAGAGAGAAUUCGAAAAGACCACCAUGGCAGUUUUUGUCAUCCGUGAAAGUGAUGCUCUCAGUCAUGCACUGGACAUUUCCAUUGUCAUUGACGGUGUGGAGGUACUAAAUAAGUUGCCCUCUGUUGCAUGUGCCUGUACCAUGAUGAUUGGACUCAUUUAUGCACUGAACCUUAAAUAUCCUGAAGGACUCAAAUAUACCUUUGAAGCCUUUCAAAAAAUAUUAAUGGACAUAGAGAAUAAGCAAAUGAGCCGAAGGGUGCAGAACCUCUCUUCAAAGCUGCAGGAGUAAAUUUGUUUCCUUUGACCCAGCUACAAUGUUCUGCUGAUGGUGAAUCUCCUUUAAGAUGUUGGACUGUAUAAAACUGUUCACUCGGUUUCAGUUGUUUUGUAAAUAGUAUUAGACUGUUUACUAAACCUGAUUUGUGUUUUAUCUUGGGUAAGGUUAAUAGUUUACCCAAAAAUGAAAAUUCUUAGGUUGUUUAAUCACCCUCAAGCUAUUCAAGUAUUUAACUUUAUUUAACUUAAUUAGGUUCAGAGACAUUUUAUAAAAAUGACGAGAGAAGGUUCAUUUUUGGGUAAACUAGUCCAUGAAGGUGAAACGUUGUUUUUUUUCUUUCUACCAUUGGCUAAUUUGGUAGGUGCUUUAUUAAAAGUGGUUGGUUUUAUAAUGCCCUUUUUAAAGCAGGUUUUAGGCCAUAUUCACUAUAUGCUGCUAAUGCUGCUUAGAGUGGCACCUGUCCGUCCAUCCAAACUUGUUUUAACUUCAGCACAAUUUAAAAGGUUUUGUUGUGUAAAGUUAGUUCUAAUUGAUUGUUUGUGGAAAGAUUUUAUGUUUUUCUUCUAAACCUUGAUUCUGAUUCACCUCAAAGGUGAAUUGACAUUGUUAUACGGUGUGUAAUUGUAUAAAGAUACUAUACACAUUGUAAAAACUGUUAUACUGUCUGUAUUGUUAUUAUACACAUUGUAGAAAUGUAUUGUGACAAAAAUUGUCAAAGGUUUACGAUGUGUUUACAUUGUUAUACAGUUUGUAUAAGACAUUAUACA
Messenger RNA from Triplophysa rosa, 3199 nucleotides. RefSeq lists its product as uncharacterized. The transcript has 6 exons. Bases 843 to 2444 code for a protein of 533 amino acids. NCBI's taxonomy places the organism in Eukaryota, Metazoa, Chordata, Actinopteri, Cypriniformes, Nemacheilidae. The record is from RefSeq and is a predicted model, not a curated record.